AUGCCUCCUAAAAAACGGCAUGCCAACUCACCGGAGCCGGCGAGUGACGAAUCCAUUUCAGGUUUUCAAUUCUACGUGUACUUUUUUUCAACUACAAUAAUUCAGAACCAGAAGAAGAGAAAAGACCGAAAAAGAAGACCUCCAGGAUUAAACCAAAAAAGGAUAAAAAAGAAAUUGAAGAGGUGCUGGAAGGGAAAAAAAUUUCAAAAAGGAAUAAAUUCAGAAUCAACCUGCCGAUACGGGACCAGCUCAUCACGAAGACUUUGAUGAAAACGAAGAUCUUUUGGGAUUGGUUUAGAAGAUAAAGAUUGAAUAGAAUAAAUUUGUCUUUUAGCCGAUUCCGCCGAGGCCAGACCUCUCCUUCGGGCCAGGAAAAGGCCGACUAGUUAUUGUCAAAAUGAAUGUCUUCAACUUCAAAAGUUACUACGGUCGAACCUGCAUUGGGCCUUUUCAUAAGGUCUAUCAAAUAAUAUUUUGAGAAAUGGCUCGAAUUUUCAGUGUUUCACUUCGGUUAUCGGGCCAAACGGAUCCGGAAAGUCCAACGUCAUCGACGCCCUUCUUUUCGUUUUCGGCUUCCGGGUUGGUUUGAAGUUGUAUGAAAUCUUAAAGGAUUUUAAAUUCCAGUCGUCGAAAAUCCGAUCUAAGAAAAUUUCUUCCUUGAUUCACAAGUCGUCAAACCACUUAUGUGAUCAUUGCUCGGUGGAGAUUGUUUUCGAACGGAUUAUUGAGAAUGAUGAGGUUCGGGUUUUUUUUAAAGGUUUUUCCAAAGAAAUUCGACGUCCCGCCCAUUUUAUCCGUAAAUUUUCCUGUGUCGUGUGCAUGCACUGCGCCGCUUUUGCACAGAAAAAUUGCGUUUAUGUAGUGAAAAUUCGAUUUAUCUCAUAGAAUUCUAGAAAUACGGUAGCUUGCGCCUCUAAUAUGCCCUGUUAUUUUAAGGAGCCGAAAUCUGCCGUUUCCAUGACGUCACUUUUUUUUCUUGAGUAGUUGAGAGAAAUUUUUUGUUUUGAACGGUUUUCUUCUUCGACAGUUUGUUUUUUAAUUUUCAGAGAUCACGUUUUCACCUUUUAUAGUCGGAAUAUUCUUUCAAAUAGUUUAUUCGUCUUGAAAAUCGGUAAAUCGUAGGAAAAAAAAAAUCAUUUUUUGGCUGCAGGAGUUUUACAAGACCUGUAGUGACGCUCUUCCUCUCAAGACCUUUUUUGAAGCCUCUUCAUGCUCCCUUAAAAAUCAAACCAAAGAGAGAUCUCUUUUUCAGAACUCUGAAGACUUUGAGAUCAUUCAAAACUCUCGAUUGGCCGUUUCCAGAACCGCCUAUAGUGAUAAUACGAGCAAAUAUGCAAUCAAUGGAAAGGUAUUUAAUUGAAUCAAAAAAUGGAUUCGGAAGUUUCUUCAGACGAAAAGCUUCAAGGAAGUCGAAGAGACCCUCCGAUAUGCUGGUAUCGAUCUCGUUCACAAUCGAUUCCUCAUUUUGCAGGUAGAAAACGGGGUCGCACUUGGAAUGGCUUAAAGGGUUGCGGGCACGUUGAAUCCGCGCCGGACUUUCGGCGACUUUCUUUUCUUGCAUUGAUCUAAAUAUCGCAUUUCGAAGCAACCGUGACACGUUGAGCCAUUCUAAGUGCGGCUGCGGAUCUCUUAACGGUUUCGAACGGAGAAUAUUCAAUUUGUUCCCAGGGAGAAGUGGAGGCGAUCUCAAUGAUGAAGCCGAUCGGCCUGAAUCCCAACGAGGAAGGAAUGUUGGAAUAUUUGGACGACAUCAUCGGAACUUGCCGUUUUAUGGUUAGUCUUCCGAAAACAUCGUUUGGAACAUUUACCGUCGAAAAAAUCAAGAAUUUCAAAAUUAUCUUGUACUUCUUAUCUGUAUAGGUUUUUUUAAUUUCUGAUUUUCGUUGUUUUUCAGCCUAGUAAAAACGAAAUUUUCUUCAUUUCAUUUUUUUGAAAAAAAUCUUUAAUCUUAGUUGAAGGCUCGUUAAGAAAAAUAUGAGCUUUUAGUUUUCACAAGCUUUUUUUUUGAUGUCCCGAAAGACAGGACCCUAUUUUUUGGGACCACUUUACGAACCCCUAUAGGGACCACUAAAGCUUGCAAAAGUGGUCCCUUCAGGAGACAUGCUAUCCGAUAAUCCUUAUGAACUCCAUGCGAAAAAUUAAAUAAAUGAGCGUUUUUUUAUGAAGUUGAAAACCCCUAUAGGGAUCACUUUUUCGGCCCCCAUAGGGGCUGUUUUCCCCGCUAACCUCUAUAGAAACCACUCUGGAAUCCCCAAGUCUAGGACAGCCAAGUAGAAUUGUUCUUCCAGCAAAUCAUCAAGAAGUUUGAUUGCCGCCUGGAGAAGCUCCAAGCGACUCUCUCCAUCCAUAAAAUCCGGUAUUUUUCCCGAUUUUGAUGAGAAAUAACAUGUCUUCUCGUCCAGAAAGGACAUGGCUCGGUCCGACAAAGAAGAAUUGGAACCCGUGGUCAAGGAGACUUUGCGAUUUUUGAGACGCGAAAACGAGGCGACCAGCAUUCGCAGCAAAUUAUUGCAGAUCGAAAAGUUUAAAAAAGUUGGAAAGUUGAAAAAAAUAAUGCUUUUCCUCAGAAUAACUCAUUUGGAUCAUGUUCAACCGACCCAGGCGGAGUUCGACGCCAAGCAAAGCGAAUUCGAAGCGGCCAGAAAGCGAAAGAAAGAAAUUGUCGCCGAAUUGAAGGGAUUCGAUGAGGCGGAUCAGCAGUUGGCAACGUAGGAUUUUUGAAGGCUUUUCGGGGAAAUUUGCUCUUUCCAAUGUAAAACACGUCAUUGGGAAAGCACUGGAGAAAAGAUUUUGGAAGAUCCAAAAGAGAAUCUGUGAAUAUUUUGAGCUGUAAAUAAAUCGAGACCUUGGAAAAUAUCAGAAAAAUUUUUUUGAAAAAGAGUGAUAUUCUUCAAAUCGCGCUUGAAACAUUUUCUUUUUUCUAAACCGUGGAAUUUGAAAAAAAAUGAAAGCUUCGUUUUUCGAUUUGAAAGGAAUGGGUAGGAUUAGAAAAAUUUUUAAUUCACAAGCAGUUUUUUUCCAUAGAAAACAUAAUUUUAGUUAAUCCGAAGAUCACUGAUUAAAAAAACUAGGCUUCUCUUUUUUUGAAACUUGGAAAGAAGCUUGUUCAUUUUUUUUUUUUCUCAACUCAGACAGGUAAAUGGAGCGAUCAGUUGAAAAAAAAAAAAUGAGAAUUUGAGCCUUUUUAUCUUGGUUUAUUUGUAGUUUUUUUUUGACUUUUUUUCAGCUGUGAAAGACUACUUCAUGACAUAAAAUGAUAUGUGACAAUUACCAAAAAAGAAAUUUAAGUGAAAGAACAACGGCCUUGGAUGAGAUUGACUCGACUAAAAAACAGAUCGAAGACGCGGAAACUUCCCAAAAACGCCGAAAAAACAACAUCAAACGUGUGAAACAGGAUCUGAGCAAACUGAACACGCGUUUGGACGAGGAAAAGAAGAAGGUUUGACCGGAAAAAUAUUUUCGAUUUGAAACAAAAUGAAUGACUUUAAGCGUUGCGUUUUCGCGGUUAAAAUGGAUCUCAUAUAUCAAGAAUUGUUUUAAAACUAUGCGCUGUAGGAUGUCACUGCCCGCAAGUAGUUUUUUUGUCGGGCGCGCUCAAAUUUUUUUUCUUAUUUUUGAGAUAAAAAAAUUGAAUUGUUCCAGAGAGAGGAAAAAAUGGCAGUCCCAGAGAAGUCGGCGAAAAAAAUCGAGGCUCUGAAAGCAGAGUCCGAAGAACUAAAAAGAAAAAGGAGGAAAAAUGCUAAGCAAAAGGUAAUUUUUCGAGCAGAAACGAUGUUUUCAACAGAAAAAGCUGGAAAUUUAAAAUUUUAGUGGUUUUCUCUUAUAUCGCCGGCCGACAAAACUGCAAGUUUUCUAUGUCUUUUUUUUUUAAUGAUUAUACUAAGGAGCGUUUUUUACACCCAGGUUAAACUUUUGAUGAAGCUUGGCUUUAAUGCUCUUUAGGAGAUUUUUAGGAGAUCGGAGAACAAGAAAAAAAAAUGUCUUGCAACAGACUUUUUUUUCGAGUUAUGAAGUCUCAAAGUCUGCAAAAUACACAAAUUAUGACAAAAAAAUCGCUAUUUUAGACUCUUGAAGCUUCAUAAUUCGAAUAAAGAUCUAUAGAACUUUUCUGUUGUUCUAAAAUCAGGAGGUCCUAAAGCACACCUCAGCAAAGUUUCAUCAAAAGUUCAAUCGGAAGUUAAAAAACAUUCCCUAGAUAGCUACUUCUUCCCUAUCGCCCAUGAUUUUUAAGUUCUUGUGAAAGUCCAAAACAUUUAUUUUAUUCUUUUUUUAAAUGUUUUUGUUCAGAUGGACGAAGCGUUGCCUGUUUUUGAGAAUCAAUCCGAACUCGCGCAAAAAGAAAAGAAAGAAAUCGAGGAGGAGUUCGGGAAAAGGAACACGGUUUUCAAUGAAAUCAAGUCGAAGGUAAUCAUUUUCUGACCUUUUUUUCAAGUUUUCAAAAAGUCUUCUUUUCGUGUAUUUUUCAUUCCAAUGUUUGGUUUGAUUUUUUAUCAAUUUUUCUCCAAAAAAAUUUUUUUUGAAUGAGAUUUAAUCACAGCAAGAAAAGAAAAAAAGCCGCUUCGAAAUGUUUCCUGAAAUUUUUUUGCAUAUUAAAACUCUAAUUCUCUCAUCAAAAAGGGUAGGAAGCUUUUUAGAAGAAAAAAAAAAAUUAUAUAGGAGUUUAUUUUUAGGGUUGAUGUAAUUUGAACAAAUUCCAAUGAUUUUAAAGCUACUUUCCGUGAUUAAGACCUCAUAAAUAACCCGGUAUGAUACGAAAUAUUUCCCUUUGAAUUAAAAUUUACCUGCUAAAAAUCAAUUUUUUUUCAGACCACAAUCGCCGAAGCUGAACUCUCGGACUUGAGAAAAAUUGCCAGUAAGGACAAAAAUCGUCUGAUUGAGUUCAAAAAUGCGCUCGCUGACACGGAACAACGAUUGGAGAAGGAGAAAAAGUUGACCGGACAAAAAAAGAAAGCGAUUUUGAUGAUGAAAUUCCCAGGGAGCUGGUGGAGAUCAACGAGAAGCUGCCCGAAGACGAAAAGUCUCUGAAAGAAACCCAAAAAGCCGUCGAAAACGCCCAACCACAGAAGCAGAAGCUGGCCAACGAGGUGGGGAAGUUGGAAAAUUGGCCGUGGUUGAAAUGGGAAAUUAGCUUCCAAGAAAUGAAAAAAGCCUGAAAAAGGGAUAUUCUAGUGGAAAGGAUCCAGAAAAAAAAGUUUGUUUAAAAUAAUUUCGGAAAAUAGGCUAAAUUCGAAUCACGAGAGCCCUUGGGAAAAAGCGGGUCUUACAACGAUACAUUGCAAUAAACAAUACCGUCAGAAAAGGUACGAAAAAACGCGACUUGGUUCACAAGAAAUUCAAAAUUCCGGAUAGUUUCCAAAGCUGCGUUUUUUUUUUCCUGUGAACUGAAACUUCAAAGUGUUGCAAAUAACGGUCAUCACAACUCCAGAAAGUUUCAGGAAGAUUGAAUAUAAUAAAAGAUAGUUAUUUAUCGAAAUCUCGUUUUUCGUAUCUUUUCUGAUGUUACUGUAUGAAUUUUUACGGUGGGUUUGAAAUUUCCGCAGAAAGAGCCCGAAUAAUUCAAAAAUUUAGAGUUCGCGCCUAAAAGUUACAGUAAAAAUCAAUAUUUUGCGAUAUGUCGUUGUUAGACUCAUUCCUCUUUGUACUCUCAGAUUUCCAAUUUAGCCUAUAUCCCGAAGUGAUUUUAAACCAACAACUUUGAACUCGGAGUUAUCAGUCACCCGAAAAAAAUUCGUUUUCUUCCAGGUUCGAACCCUGAACUCGGAGAUUUCGCAGCGGAAGAACACCAUCUCCAAUGACAAGGACCAAGAUCGGCUGUACAACGAGCUGGAGGUGGCCAGGCUGAACGGCACCCUGCCCGGACUGAUCGGAAGACUCGGCGACCUGGCCACAAUCGAGGAGAAGUACGACGUCGCCCUGUGCUCCAACAUGCUGGGAAACCUCAACAACUACGUCUGCGAGACCAAGGACGACGCCGAGAAGGCCAUCGACUUCUUGGCCAAGGUCUAGAACAUUCAAUUUUUAUGGGAUGAUAUUCGUUUUUGCGAAAUUAAGGUCUUUUAUCUGAAGUUUCAGUCUAAAAAAGGCUUGAAAUCCGCAAUUUGUUGAAAUUCAUAACGCGAAGAAUUCCAUAAAUACUUUAUAUCUGGACUUUUGAAACUUUGAAAUAAUAUUUUUUGGUCUUUCUGGCUAGGGAACCUUUUUAUUCCGCUUUUCUGAGAGAAAUAACUACUUUUUUUUCAGAACCAAAUCGGCCGCGCCUCUUUCGUGUGUAUGGACGUUAUUCCGAGCUACCAGAAGGAAAUGGCCGCUGGAAAUUUGUAUGAUUUUAUUUUUUUCAUGUUUGACGCCCUUUGUAGAAAUUCAAGAGUAUCAAAAAAACUUCAAAAAAAUCCACUUUUUCACAAUCAUUUUUCCGUUCUCUUGAUCAAUCAAGAAGCUUUUUUUCAUGAUAUUUCAAAGAAAGUCUGAAAUUUUCACGUAGUUUAAUAUGUCCAUUUUAAUUCUCCCACUCCUUCGGCGAAAGCAUUUUCGAUUCUUUCUUCUUCAAAUUUUCAUUCAGAAAAAAUAAAUUUUUCAGCCCAGCGCCGAGGGCCUUUGACCUGUUGAAAAUCAGCGAAGAUCGUCUCCGGAAAGUAUUUUAUCAUUCUUUGUUCGACACGAUCGUCCUGCCGACCAUCCUUGAUGCCCAGAAUAUCCACAGCAAAUAUCCUGGUCUAUACAUUUCGAAAAAUCAACAAAUGAUCGAUUUACGGAUUUUAGGACGUUAUAACAUGUUCACGGAAUGCGGUUCGAGUUUGUCGACGACGGCUAGUAUCACUGGAGGUGGCGCCAAAGUGAGGUAGGAAAUGAGAAAGAAAAAUUUGUCUCAUUUAGGUAAUUUGAACCAUUAAAAAAAAUGACUUUUUACGAAAAAGAAAAAGGAGUUUUGAUUGGGAAUGAUACACGACAGAUAUUGAAAAAAAAAAUCGAAUUAUUAUCUUUUUUUAAAAAUCAAUGUAUUGUUCAAAGACACUCCGCAAAAUUGAAAAUAGGAAUUAGAAAAGGAGGAAUAUAACUAAAUUUUGGAGGGCUGAGACAAUUUUGAAUUUAUCAAAAUUUACUUUUUACACGGCAUAAGAUCACCUUCACUACAAGGAAAUAAAAAAUAAUGAUUUUGCAAUUUUUCUGAAGUUCACAUGAGAUGUGCUUAAUUCCACUCCGAAAAAUAUUUUCACGUUUUCUAAUUUUGAUUCAUGUUCUUACUUUUAAAGUUCAUUUCAUUAAGGAAAAAAUGAAGGUUACUGGCUUCUUUAAUGUUAAUAUAAGUUAUAAAAAUAAGUUGAAAUGGUUCUCGCAAUGGAUUCGAGUUAUUACAAAGCGCAUCAGCGAAAAUUUCAAAGAUUAGCUUUUUUAACUGUCCUUCUUAAAUUAAAUAGACCAGAAAUAUUGGUAUUUUGCGAUUUCGAAGAUUUUCACUGAGAGUCCAACUGCCUUACAAAUUUUCAAGAAAAUUCCGAUUUUCCCAGAGGUCUGAUUGGUAAGAAGAGCAAAGGAGGCGUCAACAAGGCCGAACAGCUCAUUUUAAUCGAGAAAAUGGAAAAAGAACUGGCCGAAAAAAGCGAACAAUUGGAAAAGCUCACUGGUCAGCUGACUACGGUAAUUGGUCCUGAAACGAAAAUACCCUCAAGAAAACAAUUUGAAGCUGGACCAGAAAAUAUUCGAGCUGAGGACCUCGAUCAACCGAAUGACUGAUAGGAAAAGGCAGCUGGACAUGUCGCUUCAGGUUCAUCCAGAGGGUUUUUGGAAAAUCAUGAAAACUGAGGGAUUAUAGGGCGUUGAAACGAAAAUUGCCACCUUGAAAAAGACGAUCGCCUCCCAAGAAAUCGAAGCCGCGAAGGUGCAUGUCGACGAGAAGGACUUGGAGCAACGCCAAGUCGCUCUGGAUGAGAUGAUCAAAGGUUUGAAAAAAGAUACGGUUCCUUGCAGUAAUAUAUCAAGGGCGUGUCAUCUUUGAGCUUUUUUUUAUUCUGGGUAAUAGAUUUACAGUAAAGCAAGCGAUUUUAUAAUGAACUCGAAGCUUCAGUGAACCAUAAAAAUGUGUUCAAUAACUGUUUCCUAGCCAAAAAAAUUUUUAAAUUUGUUUCUCGGUCCGGAGAUUUUGUUGAUUUCAGGUUUCAGACCGUAACUCACUUUUUAAAAUGCAGCUAUUGAACUAAUUUUCCUGUGAUAAUGAACUGGACCCGUAGGGCACAACUGUAGAAAAUUUGACAAUAAUUAGACCACCCCUGAAAAAAAUAUGACAAAAAAGAGAAAUUGUUAUCUUACUGCAGGGUAUGUAUACUCACUCAAGUGAACCCUAAAGGAGCGAGAAAAUGGUUGGAAAGUUCUGAUUAUUUUUUAUAACAAAAACCGACUGUUCUGAUUGUACCGCUAACUUCUUAAUACCAGUCAGAAAGUGAAAAAGAUAGAUUAUAAGUCGAUUUUUUUUGUUUUUUUUUCUAAACUUUUGAAAAAUAAAUAAAAAUAGGUUGUUCUUAAAUUCAAAAUAAUUUUUUUGAUUUGGAUUGUUUAGAACGCGACGCUGCGGGCGCUCGUGUAGCCAAGUACCGGGCGAAAUUGGACGAAAUAAACGCCAAAAUCGAUGAAAUCUUCAAUAAUCUUGUUCAGGUUAAACCGGAAAAAAAAAAUUGAGAUUCAUCAAAAUCGAGUUCGACUGUAAAUUUUCUCAUUUCUCAAGUUGAUUUCAUUGUUUCCUGUCUCAAAAGUUGCGGUAUUUUCAAGGAAUUUAUUCGAAAUUCCUUGGGAACUUCAAUGGGUUUAGUAGUUGAAAGUUGAAUUUUAAGAGGGAACUUUAGAAUUUCAACGAAAAAGAAUUGGAUCUUCCAGAUUUUUCUGAAUUUUUUUCAUUUUUUUAAGGUAGUUUUCAUCAUUUCCUGCAUCGAAAAUUGCUCAACUCUUCGAAAAUCUGUUUUUCAAAAAGAUUAAAGUCAACUUUAGAACCCUUGUUCUUAAAAUUCGAGACAGGAAAAGUAAAAAAAAAAUUAAUGAAGGAUAUUGAUAUCAAAGAACUUAUUUUUUAUUCAUUUUCACUUAAAAAUUUCCAAUUUUCAACUUGAAGGUUCACAAAGACGAAGCCAAAGCCGCGCAUGAUCGCUAUGUCGUUGUGGAAAAGAAAAUCGCCGCCGAAACUGCGGCCAUCGCGAGUUCGGCGAGAAAUAUCGAAAAAGUUUGUUCAAAAAAAAAAGAAACGUAGUUGAUUUUCACAUUUCCAGAUCGAAGAAGUGAUCACGCAGAUCGAAAAAGACAUCGAGAAGAAGGAGAAAGAAAUGGUCAAGUUGGACGCGGCGGAAGAUGAGGCCGACGUUGGAGCGGCGCGAGAGGCCUUGAUACAGCUCGAUGUACGGUUUUUGUAGUUGAAAAUUGAAGGAAAAUGGUUUGAAAAUAGGAAAAUUAUGAGGUUUUCAGGUAGGAAAACCGUUCAAGAUCUCUCUUGAAGAGAAGUUUCCAUUCAAUUGGUAUAAUAUCCUUUAGAGUUUGUUCGAAUCCGUGAAAAAAGAAGUUUAUCGUUUAAGAUUUUUUUCUUGAAGAGAAUUUUUGCAUAAAAAAAUUGAUAGAAAAUGGUUGAGAUUUUGAUAGAGAGAAGUUUCUGAAAAAUAUGAUAAUCCAAGUUGCCAGCCGUUUUUUUAAGAGAGUCAAAAUGAAAAUGAAGAUGUGAAUAAAUGAAAUAAUGAAAUUUCUGCGUGGUAAAAGUAAGGAAAAUGUAAAGAAAAACUCAAUUCUAAACUUUUUUUUCCUUUUUAAUGAUAUAAGAGUUGAAGAAACGUAAUAACGAGACGAAAAUUGAUGCCUUUUUUGGUAGGAAAUCUAGUUAAUAUGCUCAUCGUGAUGUAGAUGAUCUUCACAUCGGUCGGAAUAGUCGUAGAAAUUUUUUUCCAUCAAGUCCUUCCAACCACUAAUUUCAUCGGAAAUUCGAAACUUCAGAAUUUGAAGUAUUUCUUUCAGAAAUAGUUUAAAUUCCAGAAAAAAUUUGAGUUUCUAGUCCGAAAAGCCAGCCAUGGUUUCUCUUUCAAAUCAUCCCAUUUCUUUUCGAAAACCUUCAAAUAUUUCAGGCGAAACUGCAAGAAUUUGACGAGCGUUUCAAUGAACUGCGAAAAAACAGAUCGGCCCUGACCAAUGAGGAAACGUCCAAUGAUAAGCUUCUGCAGGUUUUCCGUUCAACUCGGGAAAAAUCCAUUUAUUUUUCCUCUUCAGAACUUGGAAGAAGAUGUGACGACGAAAAAGCACCAGCUGGCUGUACUGCGGUCGAAAUGCGAUGAUAUCGAGAAAAAGGUGAGAGAAAGGAGGAUAGUUAUGGUCGGAUUUGAGAGAGAUCCUUGGUAUAAUUUCAAAAUGAGCUUCUUGUACUUCUUUAACAGGCUUGGAGCACUGUUCUGAAUGUGACCGAAAGAAUAAAAAAUCCAAAUUCCGUUCGAAAACUUGAAAAAGUAAGAGAUCAAGGCGAGCUGGAGAGACGACAGAAAAGUGGAGAAUCUCUGUUUCUUUUGCGUCUCUUCAGGAUUCCACGGAUCUCGCAUAUUAUUUUUCUUCAAAGGCUGGAGGCUCGAAAGUUUCUUGGCAUUUCUAGGGACCACUUUAGUAGCGUCAACCCUCUUAAGUGAUCCCUAGAAUCGCUUAGAAACGCCCGAAGCACUUUUGCGUUACCAAUGUAAUCACAGAAAGUUGGAGAAUCUAUGUUCCUUUGGCGUCUCUUCAAAAGACCACGGAUCUCUUGUAAAUAUUUUUUUUCUUCUAAAUUAUCUAUUUCGAUAAUGUUCAGCUCGACGGAAUGCGACUCAACGUGAUCCCAGUGCUGCCCUCCCUGGACAAUGUGAGGCCGGAAGAGCUGAAGCUGGAAAUCGGAGGCGUCAACGAGCUGUCGAACGUCCCGAUCGAAGAGCUCCGAACGCUGGUCGACGAGCUGAGCGCCCAGACCUACGCUCAGGAGUACGGCCUCCGCGCUGAGCUUGCCAACAAGCCUGAGGUCUCCGGGGGGACUUUGAGCUUUUGAUAGAGAAAAUAGCGGUUUUUGAGUUGGAAGUAAGGCGAAAAGCAAAUCUCAGGAGCUAUGUGAAGAAUGGUGGAAACAAUUUGUCGAUUUUCAGCGUUUUUUGAAAGUUUACUCGAUUUAAAAAACACUUUUUACGGCUUCGAAAACCUAGAAAAGAUCCACGAAAAAAAUAAUAUUUUUAAUAUGAAAAAAAUAAGAUUUUUUUCGAUUUUUCGAAAGGAUGUGUGAAGUCGGUUAUGUUUAAGAUUGAAAAAAAUUUCUCGAUUUUUUUGGAAGGACCUCAAAUUUUUUCAAAACUACUCAUUUUAAAUUGUGAACUUUCAUUUGAAAAAUUAAUCUGAUUUUUCCAAUUUUUCUCAGGAAAUCGGUGACAACGAAGAGUCGCUUGAGAAGGUCCCUUUGCUGCCUGAAGAGGAGGUUUUUUUUUCACGAUUUUCUUUGAAGAUAUAACCAUUAUUCCAGCUCCGAGCCAUCACCAAGAACGAAAUCGGCGACCUGAACUUCCAGCUGAAAGCCAAAGAACAGCGGCUCAGUGUGACGAGGAAAAACGUCAACAUUAGCGUUAUCGAUGAGUAUCGGGCCAAGGUAAAAAGACAGGAAAAAAAUAAAUUUAUUUGAAAAACUAACCGGGAAAAAAAUUCCCAGUUUUCGAAGAUCCUUGAUGUGAAAAGAUUGCAGUUGAAGUAUUUUGGAAAAUAUAAAAAAUUGGAUUUAUUUCUAGGAUUCAACGUUUCUGAAAAAAAAAUAACUCUGGAAAAGUGGGAAGAACUUUUUUAUUCCAAUUUACGAUGGUUUUUAUAUUUUACUGUUUGAAAAAAUACUGCUAGAAGUAGAGAAAAAAUCAAAAAAUUCGUUUUUUCAAGAGAAUUUUUGAUACAAGAAAAAAAGUAGAUGGUUUCAGAUCGAAGUUUUAAACUUUCCCUGAAAAAUCCCCUUUUUUAGGUCAAAAAGUACAACAAAGAGACGGACGAGACGAACGCCUUGUUGAAGAAUUACGAGGCGCAUCAUGCCAAAUCGACGCUCAUCAAGAGGAUUCGACAUGAUGAGUUCAAGGUCCAAAAUAAGUCCCAUAAAAGAAACGAUUCUCAAGAAUGCAUCAUUAGUUUGACUUGAAACAGUCUGACCUGUCUGCGGCCUCUUUUCUCUCGUCGACGAGGCUAUGGAAACAGGAAAAGCAGAUAGGUCAAGUCGAGGCGCACAGAGUGAAAAUAAUUAAUUUUGAGCGCAAGAAGAAGUGGGUUCAUAUUGUCCUUUUUGAAAAAAAGUUUCAUUUUUCAUCCCAAAAAAUCAAUGGACGAAAUUUUUGCGGAUUUAUUUAUUUAAAUAGAAAUGACUGCGCUGAAAAAACUGUUAAAACGAGGACCUGUCUGUAUGAGUCUCAUUGAAUUAUUUAUUCUAUACUGAAAGAUUUUGUAAUUCUAGAGCUUUCAGGGCGCCAAGCAAACUUGAAAAAGCAGUUUUUAAGCCAAAAAAGCCGCUUCUAAACUUGAAUUUCAGUCUGGUCUUGAGUUCAUGUCGGCCUCGCUGAGGGAGUUCUACCAAAUGAUCACUCUGGGCGGAGACGCCGUCCUCUCGGCCACUGGGGAUCCCUACAUCGAAGGCGUCAAACUAGUGUAUCUUUUAAUAUUUUUCUUCGAUCUGCUCUGCCCAAAUUUCCACGUCUCGAACCCGCCAAGAACGUCUCAAAACGAUGCGUUUUGGCGGGUUUAUUCAUAUCAUUGCUCUCCCUGACUUUUUAAUUGUGCUAGAGGGUGCUGUCAAGCGCAAGUAGUUUUCGUUCUGCUGCAUGAAAGCUUCGAAGAAAUGAGCCAUGCUUUGCGGCCGGUUUCAAGUCCUGGAAAGUGAAGAAUUCUGAAUCGAUAUCUUCCUCAUUUUCCUGAAUUUGAAUAGCUUUUCAAAUUUUCUUUCUAUCAUUCAGAUUUGAUGACAAACAGGCUCCCCCGAUGUGAGUUUGUAUAUGUGGCUCUGCAAAAAUCAAAAGAAAAGUGGAAUGGGAAAAUUAUAAAUGAAAUGCAACAAAUUUUUUGAAAGAGCAUAGGAAAAAUGAUUUUGAAUUUUUGCUCCUUUUUUCUGGUUCGAACGGACGUUUUGAGAAACUUUUACAAUUUUUAAAAAUGGCUUAUCAUUUUGUGGAAACUACACAUUCCAAUUUUCUCUUUUUUCCUUUUUUUUCAUGGGAUGGUCUUUCUUUUUCUUGAGCUUUUUAGACAAUUGACCAAAAUAGUUUUCCUCUUCAAAAUUAACUGAACAACGUCCGUCAGGAACUCUUUAUUCAUUUUUUCUCUUUCUUCUUCUGCUUCGAUUUUUCUAACUUUUAUACCUAGUUUUAAUCGGAAAAUUCCAGUGUCCGGCCACCGAAGAAAACUUGGAAGAACAUCGAGAAUUUGUCUGGCGGCGAGAAAACGAUCGCCUCAUUGUCCUUGGUUUUCGCCUUGCAUCAGUUCAGGUAUGUUAAAGUUCAUUCGUUGGAAGCUCUUAGUUCGAAAUAGCCGAUUCCAAGUUGCGCCCGACUCUCACGACUUUGUCAGAAGUGAGAGAUAACGUAAAAAAAAGAGAGCGUUUGAGAGAUCGCUCUUCAGAGCUUGAACCUUAAUUAAAAGCGUCAUACGAAGCGAAAGUCACGAGUUGUCGGGCGCAAGUCGUAUCUAGAGCCAUUCCUCAUGCGACCACUUGCUUUGAACGCAUUCGAAAAAGCUCCAAGGGUUGCGGUUAGAAGCCGGCUUUGUUUUAUAAGCUUUGGGCUUUUUUUUUCUUUGCCGCGAAACUCGCUUGAGGUCGGGCGCAUUUCGAAAUAACAAGAAAGAUCUUAUGCAACGAAAGCUUUCUUUCAAAAAUUUUUCCGAAAAAACCUUCCCUUUUUCAGACCGACACCUUUCUACGUGAUGGACGAAAUCGACGCCGCUUUGGACUUCCGCAACGUGUCGAUUAUUGGGCAUUAUAUCAAGGUUAUUUUUGAGGGGAAAAAACGGAAAUCGUUGUGUGAAAAAUGGAGAUUUAAAAAAUUAGAAAGUUAGGUGUAAUUUUUGUUAUCUUCAUCAUUACAAGAAAGUUUAAAAAAGGCACGACACAGGUUAAAUAGAGAUCCCUUAGAAAUUUUUUUUGGAGAUUCUUCCGAUUUUAUUGUCUCUAUAAAAGCUCUUUUAAACAUUUUGUUUUUUAGAUAUUUUUCUAAUUUGAAGAUUAAUAUGAUCAUUUUCCUUCAUUUCAGAGCCGAGCCAAAAACGCUCAGUUCAUCAUCAUCUCCCUGCGGAACAACAUGUUCGAACUGGCCAAUCGUUUGAUUGGUAUCUUCAAGGUGAAUUUUCCUCAAUUCAUACAAGUUUUAUCAUUGAUUUGUACCUAGGUUAACGAUGUGACGGGUAAUAUCGCUUUGGACCCGAUGCAGGUCUGCAAGAGCGCCAAGGCACUACAGAGGACCAUGUUCGGAGGGGUAAGGGAGUAAAAAAAACCAUUAAAAAAAAGGAAAAAGUGAAAAAAAGCUUUCCAGUUAGUAUAGAAACAUUGGAGAGUUGAUCAAGAAAAGAAAAUAUUUUUCAGUGUAAGAAGAGCUUUUCGAAAAUUUUACCUCAAAAAAUCGCGGCUGAAUUUGAGCGAGCAUUUGCGCUCCAUUGAAACUGCAGAAAAAUUGAAAUUUUAUAUAAGUCUAAAGAAGUUUUUAAAAUGUAAAAAUGAAUUUCUGAGGGAAGACGCUGAGUUUCUGCAAAAAAAUCUGUCGUUCCAUAGAUGAUAUAAGAAAAAAAUUUAAAAAUAAAAAAAUAGGUAAAUUUAAACUAAAUUGAAAAAAACAUAUUCGAAAAAAAGGACGGCUGAAUUAGCGAAGUCAUUUACGCUCAGCGGAUAAAUUCAGCAAUAACGUUUGGGCAAAGAAAAAUGUUACUUUGAAGUAAAGUUGUUAACCGAACUUUCAAUUUCCGACUUGAUAUCCAAUCGGAAAAGCUUCCAAUCAUGAAUAGCAAUUGUAAGACAAUAUUUUUGUUGGCUUCAGAAUAUCCCAACUCUUCCCGAGGAAGUCACGGCGGAGUACAACCGAAACCGAAAGAAGAUGCUCAAAGAAGCGGUGGCCGACGAGAAAGAAUACGACAUUUUGCCCUCGUCCAAAGACCUCAACAAGGCUGGAACACUUGUCGCGUUGGAGGUCCUAAUAUUCCGUUUUUCAAGAGUUUUUUGAUAAGUUUGGGUUACUUAGAUAAUCCAGAGUGGUUCCUAUAGGGCAAACUUUAGGGUCUCUUGGAGGGCCCCAUCUAGGGACCAUUUUAUCAGCUCCUAUAGGGGUAACUAACAAGGUAAAGCUUGCAAAAGUGGCACCUAUAGAGGACAUGAUAGUCGAUAAUUGUUAUGAACUCCAAGCGAAGAAGCAUUUUCAUAUGAUAAUUGAAAAAAAUGAGAGUUUUCGAAAUGAAAUUGAAAGACCCCUAUAGGAUCCACUUAAGCUAUAGGGUCUUAGGGGUCUGACCCUGGACCCCUCUAGGGACCAUCUAAUUCUAUCCCUAUAGGGAUCACUUUUUCGACCCCUUUAGAGACCACUUUUUCGGCCCCUAUAGGGGCUUUUUCCACUCUAACCCCUAUAGGGACUACUCUGGAAUUCCUAAGUAGAUGAAAGUUUAUCAUUAACAAAUGGAGAAAAAUUUUGAAAUUUUCAUUGCUUUUGGGAGAAAGUCAAGGGUUCUUUUUAUCUUCAUCUAGUCAUUCAAAUAGUAUUUGAGCGAAUUUGUUGUAAAAUUCAAACUGCGAAGCAAAAAUUAUUUCCCGUGUGAGCAUACAUCAUUUUUAAACCAGAACUUUGUCAUCGUAGAAACUGAAGACCAACGCCUUUUCGCCUCCUCUCAAAUUCAACUUUAAAUCAUUUCAGACGCGCAUCAACAAGGCCAAAAAGCAGGCCGAACCAUCAGAGAAACGUCCGGAGACUCGUCAGGAACCGUCGCGAGUGACGAGCACGCGACCCGAGUCGCAGCUCUUGGCCAAGUUGGGCGGCCCCAACAUUCGCCUCGUCGCGCCGUCGCGUGAAGAACUCAACCAGCGACGAGGUGGCACCGAAGCCGACGAGUCCGUCGCCUUGGAGGGAGCAGAGUCGCCGCCCAAGGUUUGGAAACACUCAUUUCACUAGAAAUUCCCGAGCAGCUUUGACUAGCGAGCAAUUGAUAUGGCCAGAAAUUUUCUUUCGCUUAUCUCUCUGGAGAACCUUUCAACUGUUUUAGAGCUAAUGAGAGGUCGUUCUAGUGACCACUUAAGUACCUCUCCAGUGAUAUCACGUUGUGAGAAAGCGUUAUAAAUGACGAGGCACCAAAGAACGAAAGUCUCCAUGGCUCACAUACUCUUUCUCUCGUUCUCCGCUACUCUCAGCUUCGAUUUCACUUCAAGGAUCACUUUUCGCGGAAAAAUUCUUCGGAGUACUGCUCAUUUUUCAAUAAACCAUUGCUGCUUGUUUUCGAGAGAUUCCAAUGCUUGUUGAACUAGAGAUCAUAGCAGUUGGAGAGGCACCAGAGAAAGAGAUACCUCUAAGGUUCUCACGCUCUCUCAUUAGUCUUAUCUAUCUCAGUUUGGAUUACCGUUCGCAAAAACUUUCUAACAACAUUUUUUUUUCAUUUUGAAGCCGUCUUCUUUCUAAUUUCGCGUCGAAAGAUUUCCGGAUAAAUCAAUUUUUUUUUAGGGAAGAAGAGGCCGCAAAAGGCGCUCCAAUGGGACAUCACCAAAUAAAACUGUUGCUCCGAUCGAAGAAGCCGAGUUGACCGAAAUGAGAGACGAGAACGCGACGCCGCCGACGUCGCUUUGA
Caenorhabditis auriculariae is the source of this 16796-nucleotide messenger RNA. The record is from the annotation of a GenBank genome assembly. NCBI's taxonomy places the organism in Eukaryota, Metazoa, Nematoda, Chromadorea, Rhabditida, Rhabditidae.